Messenger RNA from Pistacia vera, 1923 nucleotides. RefSeq names its product caskin-2-like. Gene Ontology annotation, molecular function: ATP binding; ATP hydrolysis activity; protein binding. The transcript is spliced from 10 exons. NCBI's taxonomy places the organism in Eukaryota, Viridiplantae, Streptophyta, Magnoliopsida, Sapindales, Anacardiaceae. The record is from RefSeq and is a predicted model, not a curated record. Bases 48 to 1787 code for a protein of 579 amino acids.
AGUCUCUCUUUGAUCUCCUUAAUCUUCAAGAGAGAAGACAAAUAGACAUGGGAAAUUGUCAGGGUAAACAAUCAUCAAGAUCUAGGAAACAUAUAACCAUUCAUGACCGUGCUCAAUCGGGAGAUAUUAAUGGGUUUCAGAAGGUACUUCAAAAGGAUCCAUCUCUUAUCAACAAAAGAAAUGCAAUUAUGUUGGAGACACCCCUUCAUCUUUCUGCUGGUAACAACAAGACAAAAAUAGUGAAAUUUCUGCUUGAAUGGAAAGGAGAUGAUAAAGUUGACUUGGAAGCGAAAAAUAUGUGUGGAGAAACUCCAUUGCAUUUAGCUGCCAAGAAUGGGUGCAAUGAAACUGCACGAUUACUUCUUGCUCAUGGUGCUCUUGUUGAUGCUCAAACUGAGUAUGGAGUGACACCAUUAAAACUUUCGGUUUUGCACUCAGUUCGAACUAAAGACUGUUCAAUUGUCAAGACAUUGCUCGAGAAUAAUGCUGAUUAUAAUGCUACAGAUGAUGAGGGCAUGACUGUUCUAGAUCAUCUUUCAAAAAUCCAAGAAAGUGGAAAGUUGAGUGAUGUAUUUCUCUCUCAUCAAGAAGAGCAACGAAAGAAAAAGGUACUUGAAGCAUGCAGCAAGGAAAAAGAAAAGAUGGAUGCCCUUGAUAAAGAGCUAUCAAAUAUUGUGGGUCUGGAUGAACUCAAGAUGCAACUUAGGAAAUGGGCAAAGAGCUUUCUUGUGGAUGAGAGGCGCAAGGCCCUUGGACUGAUAGUCGGAACUGAAAGACCUCCUCGCAUACCGUUUCAAGGAAAUCCUGUAACAGCCAUGCCUCACCAAAGAGACAAAGACGAAGACGAUAUGAUGGAUGAGGAUGAUUUUGACGAUGAGUUUGACGACGAUUUUGACGAUGAAGAAGAGGACGGAAUGGUGCUACCCUAUCCUAGGCCUCCAUUGGCUUCGCCAAAUAUGAAUUUUGGCACUGGUAAACUUCCUCACAUGGCAUUUCCAGGAAAUCCUAUAACAGGGAGGGCACUGCCUCACCCUGGGCUUGGACUGCCUCCGCCAUUGCUGAAAGUUGGCACGAAGACUUCCUCACAUGGCAUUUUAGGAAAUCCUGGAACAGGUAAGACAAUGGUGGCUCGAACCCUUGGAAGACUACUCCAUAGUGCGGGAAUUUUGCGUACCCCUAUUGUAAAAGAAGUUCAAAGGACAGAUUUAGUUGGUGAAUAUAUUGGUAAGACUGGACCAAAGACUAGGGAAAAGAUCAAACAAGCCGAGGGAGGUAUUCUCUUUGUGGAUGAAGCUUAUCGACUAAUCCCUUGGGAGAGAUGUGGCCGUGACUUCGGGUUAGAAGCCUUAGAAGAGAUCAUGUCGUGUAUGGACAGUGGAAAAGUUUUAGUCAUAUUUGCUGGCUACAAUGAACCAAUGCAACGUGUAAUAUCUUCUAAUGAAGGUUUCAGCAGAAGGGUUACUAACAUUUUUAAGUUUAAAGAUUUGAGCUGUGAAGAAUUAGGUAAUCUUCUCCAUAUCAAGAUGAGUAAUCAAGCGGAGGAUAACUUGUUAUAUGGGUUCAAAUUACAUUCUUCUUGUAGUGAAAAUGCCAUUGCAGAGCUAAUACAGAAAGAGACAACAAAAGUGCAACGUAUGAAAAUGAAUGGAGGUUUAGUGGAUAUAAUGCUAAAUAAUGGUAAGGAGAAUUUGGAUUUUAGGAUUACUGAUGAUUGUGUAGAGAGUGAUGAAUUGCUUACCAUCAAAUUAGAGGAUUUUGAAGCAGCUUUGAGAUUUUUACCCAAAUAGCAUCACUCUUAGCGUUUGAGUGUAAACGUAUAAGUCUUCUUGCUUUGUGCGCGUUUGAAUGUUUAGUCAGCCUGUUUAUCAGUUGAACUUUUAAUUUGUAUUCGCAAUAACUAUUUUAAGUAUUUGGAUGAUAAAA